AUGAAGCUGGUACUCUCAAGGUUCAGUGACCGCCAAGAUCCGCGUCAAUUUGACUGUGGACUAUCCAGCCAACAGUUCCCUUUGUCAUCUGAAGAGGAACUGGGAACUUUGGACGCUUGUCUAGAGCAAAAAGACGUGAGGGACAGAUUUAUGGCCAUGUUGACACGUCUAAUGGAUGAUGAUCCUAAAACCUCUAUGCGAUAUAUUCUGUCCUACAUCAUGAAACCGGAAGUCGCCAUUAAUUUCACGCUACUGGGUACUUCAUCAAAACGAGCGAUUCAAAAGUGCAGGUUUUACAGCUGCGUACGAAGUGCACUGACUAAUCGUUUCCUUUCGUCAUCUAUCAACGAGAAAGACCUUGCGAAACUAUAUGAUAUGGCUACGCAAAGUUAUUUCCACGACAUGAGAGACAGAGUCCAGAAGCGUCAUCGACGGAACAAAGAACACGUACAGUCUUCCGUGUUCAAGGAUGUUACCAAUUCACAAGAAUUGUUUGACUCUCCAUAG
Schistosoma rodhaini is the source of this 507-nucleotide messenger RNA. The record is from the annotation of a GenBank genome assembly. NCBI's taxonomy places the organism in Eukaryota, Metazoa, Platyhelminthes, Trematoda, Strigeidida, Schistosomatidae.